CGAUGGAAGAUUCAACGGUGGAUUCAAUGGAAGAUUUCAACGACGGAUUUGAUGGAAGAUUUCAAUAGUGGAUUCGAUGGAAGAUUUCAACGGCGGAUUUGAUGGAAGAUUUCAACGGCGGAUUCGAUGGAAGAUUUCAACAGCGGAUUCGAUGGAAGAUUUCAACAGUGGAUUCGAUGGAAGAUUGAACGUGAAUUUGAUGGAAGAUUUCAACGGAGGAUUCAAUGGAAGAUUUCAACAGUCGAUUCGAUGGAAGAUUCAACGGUGGAUUCGAUGGAAGAUUUCAUCGGCGGAUUCGAUGGAAGAUUUCAACAGUGAAUUCAAUGGAAGAUUGAACGUGAAUUUGAUGGAAGAUUUCAACGGCGGAUUUGAUGGAAGAUUUCAACAGCGGAUUCGAUGGAAGAUUUCAACAGCAGAUCUGGAUGUGGAUGAUAAUGAGAUUGUGAAUUCAGUUCUUCUAUUCCUUCCAUCAUAUAUUUCAUCAUCAUCACAUUGAUUAUCUCACUUGGGAAUGCUAUAUUGAAUGAACUUGAAGCUGCCAGAGCUGAAGAAGGGAAUAUAAUCACUGACAUUUGAGAGAUCUAUAUAAAAGAAUUGAU
Molecule: messenger RNA, 599 nt
Organism: Blastomyces dermatitidis ER-3
Lineage: Eukaryota; Fungi; Ascomycota; Eurotiomycetes; Onygenales; Ajellomycetaceae
Exons: 3
Coding region: 77-496 (139 amino acids)
Source: RefSeq, a predicted model, not a curated record